Messenger RNA from Sphaerodactylus townsendi, 2155 nucleotides. RefSeq names its product reticulon 4 receptor (gene RTN4R). Bases 528 to 1976 code for a protein of 482 amino acids. Gene Ontology annotation, cellular component: plasma membrane. Lineage: Eukaryota; Metazoa; Chordata; Lepidosauria; Squamata; Sphaerodactylidae. The record is from RefSeq and is a predicted model, not a curated record. The transcript is spliced from 2 exons. Gene Ontology annotation, molecular function: protein binding.
CAGUAAAUCCGAUCUAGGCCGAUUCCUCUCACGUCAAACCACAUGAUCCCAUAAAACAUUCAUCACCUUCCAGCCCCCGCUCCAGCAGCCGCCACCAGCUUCCCCGGCCGCUCGCCUCGCCUCGCCUCCUCUCCUGGCGCCCGGGAUCGCGUGCUCCCAGCCGGGGAAACCGCUAUCCUGCAAACCCCGACGAGGGCUACGGAGCAGCGCCCGGGCAAGCCAGCUCGAAGGCAGCCGGGAGCCGGGAGCCCUGCCCGCCGGUGCGCAUUGGAGCCGCAGCGCAGCCUAGCCCGGCGCGGUCUGUUGGAGGGGAGGCUCCGUCCGCCUGGAUGGUGGCUCCGGCCGCGGGACUGCUGCGCCUCGUCCUCCCGAUGAGCGAGACGGGCCCCACCGGCAGAGGCAGCAGCCCCGUCGCCGCGCUCGGGGGGAAGUUUGCAUGAGGCUCCGCCGCGCCGCUCUGCUCCCCGCCGAGGAAGGAUUUGCGCCCGUUUGCCCGCCUCCGAGACCGGCCUCGCCGAGCCCCUAAAAUGAAGAGGGCGAUUGCUGAAGGAAGCAAACUGCUGAUUUUGAUGCUUUGCUUGAACUUCCCGUCGGAAGCAGAAUUUUGCCCUGUGGCGUGUGUAUGUUACAGUGAACCCAAGAUUACCAUCAGCUGUCAGCUGCAAGGACUUGGCGCCAUCCCCACCGAGAUCCCCAUCCAGACCCAGCGCAUCUUCCUACACAAUAACAAGAUAACCUUGAUUGGGUCCACCAGCUUCACCUCUUGCCGCAAUAUGUCCAUCCUGUGGAUCCAUUCCAACAACAUUAGCCUAGUUGAGCCUGGGGCAUUUUACGGGCUUGACAAAUUGGAAGAGCUUGACCUCAGUGACAAUGUGAACCUGCGUUCCAUCAACCCUUCCACUUUCCAGGGCCUCAUCCACCUUCAUACCUUGCACCUCGAUCGUUGUGGAUUGCUGGAGCUGUCCACGGGCCUUUUCCGGGGGCUUUUUUCUUUGCAGUAUCUCUACCUGCAGGAUAACAACCUGCAGAAUCUCCAGGACGACACCUUCAUGGAUCUUGCUAACCUCACCUAUCUUUUUUUGCAUGGUAAUAAAAUAAAGAGUUUAUCGGAAAACGUCUUUCGGGGGUUGAUUAACCUGGAUAGGCUUCUUUUGCAUCAGAACAGGGUUAGCGUGGUCCAUCACAGGGCUUUCCAUGAUCUUGGGAAAGUGAUGACCUUGUACCUUUUUAAUAAUAACCUAACGGUGCUUACAGGAGAUACGAUGGCUUUCUUGGUGUCCCUCCAGUAUUUACGGCUGAACGGCAACCAAUGGGUGUGUGACUGCCAAGCCCGGUCUCUCUGGGAUUGGUUUAAGCAGUUUAAAGGAUCUUCCUCGGAACUGGAAUGCCACCUGCCUCUUCACUUGGCGGGGAGGGAUCUUAAGCGGCUGCAGAGCUCUGACCUGGAAGGAUGCAUUGACUCUUUCAACCAGAUAAGAACGAGCAUUUUUAGCACUAAGACCAGAACUGGCAAAUUGCCGACGGCCAACCCAACUCUAAAUCCUCACAACAGUUCGCGAAAAUGCUGCCAGCCAGAAAUGGAUAAAUCUUUUAUUUAUGAAGCCAAAGGCAAGACGAGUCCAUCUUCCCACAGCAGCCGGGCUUCCCCGAACAACCCUCUGAAGGAUAAGGAGAAUAUGUCCAAAACCAAGUUCCAAGCGGAGAUGGACCUUUCCAAAAAUGGAAGCAACAAACAGAUCAAUGACUCUCCCUUUGGGACAUUCCCCAGUGUGGUGAACCCUCCGCUGACCAAUUUGAAACCCGAAUUCUUGGGCCCAAUUGAUCCCUCCACAGUCCCAACCAAAAAGAGGCAGGGGUGUUCUAAAAAGAACAAGUCUCGGUCACAGUGCCGUGUCACUCAACCAGCACCCAGUUCCACAUCACAGCUAAGCCCAUUGAUCCCCCCCUUGGUGUGGAGCCUAUUUUGGUUCUGCUAAACAAGCCACUCCCCCGCCCCCUUGAUGAAUGAUACUUCAAUCCCAGACAUUGGCUUAAAAAUAAAAAUGAAACCCACCUCUACAAAACAUUGUGAAUGAGAAGAAGGUAACCUAUACCCAGAGAAAACUUUGUUACAUAGAAAGUUAACUGGAUGCCUUUACACACACACACACACACA